Molecule: messenger RNA, 663 nt
Organism: Caenorhabditis briggsae
Lineage: Eukaryota; Metazoa; Nematoda; Chromadorea; Rhabditida; Rhabditidae
Gene: Cbr-rnp-3
Product: Protein CBR-RNP-3
Exons: 4
Coding region: 1-663 (220 amino acids)
Biological process (GO): mRNA splicing, via spliceosome
Cellular component (GO): U1 snRNP
Molecular function (GO): U1 snRNA binding
Source: RefSeq, a predicted model, not a curated record
AUGGCGGAUAUCAAUCCAAAUCAUACGAUUUAUGUGAAUAACCUGAAUGAAAAGGUCAAACGCGAUGAACUCAAGCGCUCGCUGCACAUGAUUUUCGCUCAAUACGGCGAAAUCAUUCAACUGAUGUCGUUCCGGAAGGAACGAAUGCGUGGACAGGCUCACAUCGUCUUCAAGGAGGUCUCGUCGGCUUCAAACGCACUUAGAGCUCUUCAGGGAUUCCCAUUCUAUGGCAAGCCAAUGCGUAUUCAGUACGCUCGCGAGGAUUCGGAUGUGAUCGCACGUGCCAAAGGAUCAUACGUUGAGAAGCGGGCGAAAACGACGGCCCGCGCCGCCAAAAAGCCGUAUGAGAAGCCAAAAAAUGGAGAGAAACGGCCGGAAGGAGAGGAGAAGGAGAAGGAAACAACGGCCGAGAACGAGGGACCAGGACUGCCGAACAACAUUUUGUUCUGUUCGAAUAUUCCAGAUGGAACGGACCCGGAUCAGAUUCAGCACAUCUUUGGACAAUUCCCGGGACUCCGCGAGGUUCGUUGGAUGCCAAACACCAAGGAUUUCGCGUUUGUCGAGUACGAAUCCGAGGAUAUGUCAGAGCCAGCACGUCAAGCACUGGACAACUUCCGUAUCACUCCGUCUCAUCAGAUUAAAGUCAAAUUUGCAACGAAAUAA